Molecule: messenger RNA, 2913 nt
Organism: Pecten maximus
Lineage: Eukaryota; Metazoa; Mollusca; Bivalvia; Pectinida; Pectinidae
Product: thymocyte nuclear protein 1-like
Exons: 7
Coding region: 7-723 (238 amino acids)
Cellular component (GO): nucleus
Source: RefSeq, a predicted model, not a curated record
CGAGAAAUGCGCGGGAGUGAACCACGUGUUUUGAAGAAGAUUGUAAACAUUGGAAAACGCCAUCUGUCAUCGAGUGUAAACAUGCCAGGAAAAGUUCGAGGGGUUAAAAGGAAGAGAGAUACUGAGGUGAAACCUACUAAAGAAAAAGCAUCAAACAACACAACUCAAACCAAAACUGAACAAAAAGCAACAUCAAGCUAUACACACUGGCUGAUGAAAUCUGAGCCCGAAAGUCGUAUAGAAAAAGGAGUUGAUGUUAAGUUUGGUAUUGAGGACCUGAAGGCCUGUGAGAAUCAAACAGCUUGUUGGGAUGGAGUGCGUAAUUACCAGGCAAGGAACUUCAUGAGGGAUGGCAUGAAACUUGGACAGAAAAUGUUUUUCUAUCAUAGCAACACAAAAGUCCCGGGCAUCGCUGGUAUUUGUGAGAUAGUGAAAGAGAGUUACCCGGACCACACUCAGUUUGACUCCAAAGACAUCCACUAUGAUGCGUCUGCCAAAAAGGACAGUCCAAGAUGGUUCAUGGUUGAUGUGAAGUUUGAGAGGAUGCUGAAGAGAUUCAUCCCACUGGCAGAACUGAAGCAGUUGUAUUUAAAACAUAAAGACUGUGGCGGUCCCCUGUCAAAGCUAGCCCUUUUUACAAGGGCCCGUCUCUCUGUACAACCCCUUACAACAGAGGAGUGGGAUUUUAUUUUGAGUUUGGAGGAUGAAGAUUCAGAUUCAUGAGCAAGUUAAAAUGGAUUUAACUUGGUUGACAGUCUGUCCAACAACAGCUGGUUACAAUGUACAUUCUCUGCAUGCAGGCGACUUUGAAAAUCACCAUAUUUACAAUUUUUAUUGUAACAUUCUCUCUGAAAUUUACCAGACAAUUUCAUCUUUUCAAAGAACUAAAAAAUAAUCCUUUGAAUUUGAUGGAAUAUUCAUUUUCAAAACAUUGGGAUAUUUUAGUAUAAUAUUCGUCUGACCAGGGUUGUCCUGUCUGUUGAAACAGGGACAACCAGAGGAAGUGAUUGUGUUUAAUGUCAAACAAUACACAGAGAGCUCUUUUUUCUCAGAACAUUCAUAGAAUUAUAUAUAUAUUUCACAAACCCUGAAGCCAACUCGAUUUGCACUCUUCUCCUUCUAGAAUAUAUCUUCCGGUCACUCAAUUUGUAGCUCUUCUACUUCUGGAAGAUCUUCUAGCUCUUCUGUCUCGAAGCUGGAAUAUUUAUCUUCCAAGAUGGCGGCGACAAUGUUUUAAGUGUGCGAGUUUCACUAGAGAAGGAUAUAUGACACAUACAUGCAUGUGUUUGUGUCAUAGUGUUUGAGAAAACUUAAAAACUUGUUUAUUUUGGGUUAUGUUCUUCCAGUUUAUUCAAUUUACAUAAAACAGAAUGCGAUCUUCCGAGAAGGUUUCUCUUCCGAGAAGAGUGCAAAUUGAAUUGGGCUCUGGAAUGCUACCUGGAAUGUCGUUCAAAAGUCAAGGUCAGUAACAAAGAAGAAGACAAUUAAUUAUAAUUAUCUAGGUGAUAAUUGAAAGCCUGUUUUCUUUUGAUGUUUACAUGGUUUAUCAUCAUUAAAGGAACAUUAUAGACUUUACAUGGAUUUAACAUGAAUAUGAAGCAAACAUUGUUUUUUUUUGACAGGGAUUUUUUCGAGAAAAAUACAGUUAAAUUAUGAAAUGGGUAUUAAAAAAUUAUUUUUAGAUACUUUGAAAAAGCUUUUUCACAUUGUUUAAUUCAAAACAUUUAUUUCUAUAUUGUCCAGUGAUCUAUCAUUUUUUAUGGAUUUUGUUGAAAAUCAGUCGGCUUAUUCUCUUCAUAAUCAUGACAUACCAUAUAUCGGUUUUUUUUUAGCAAGUGUCUAAUUUUCGCUAUUUUCGCGACCAGACUCGGUCGCGAUUUAUAAAAUAUCGCCAAAAUUGAUCACAUUUUACAGUAAGAGUUAGCUCCCCUGUAUGGGUGUUGUCAUGAACCGAUCACCUGUGUAAUUGACCGUGACUCGACUGAACUGUAUUCAAUAAAAAUGUACUCACAGUUGAUCAUAUUUUUGUCCUUGUAUAGAUCUAUUUGAAAUCAUAACGAGAGAGGCAUUGCCAAGUGAAACAUGGCCAUGCUACGAUUUGUAACCUUUACACGGAAGGACAAAGAAAGUCCGGUCAGGGACAGACCUGAGUUUGCUGAAGCAAACAAACUGUACUUGAACUGUUCUUCUUCGUGUUUGUUGUAUAUGAAACAUAUGUACGCUAAAAUUUGAAUUACAGGUGGUGAAAACGCUAAAAAUGAAAUAUGCUAAAAAUAAAACGUGUCAUUUCGUACAGAAAACGCGAAAUUUGGCAUACGCUAACAAAACCCGAUAUACGGUACAUGUAUAUAACUGUUUUUGUUUUCUUUGGCAUCGGGCAGGUGUACGGUAUAUUGUUCAGCAUUAUGGAAUUUUCAUGCUAAUGAAUGAGAAUUAAGUUUCUGUGGCAUUUUUAUUGGGAAAUCUUAAACAUCAAAGUGUAUAUAUGUAAAAUACAAUGGUAAGAAAUAUACACUAUAGAAUCAUCCACAACAGGCUUGUGAGGUUCUUACAUUUUAUCUACAAGAAUGUCUUCUCGAUUGGAAUAUUUAUGUGAUAAUGUAUUUAAUGUUUGUGGGUCUUACUCUAGCCCAGUCAUUUGACGACAUUUUCCUUUGAUAGACUUACAAUUGUUUAGACUGAAUUUAACUAUGGUAUUAUAUUGUAAAAGUUUGAAAACGAGUAAGAGUUGAUGUGAAAGGUUGUCUGAAAAUGGGAGUAAAUAUUAUAUGUCUAUUGAUAAUAAUAACAAUAUGAACAGAAUGUUGAUUUAGUGUAGAAUAGGAAUUAUAUACCAUAGAUAUAUUGUUGAUAUGUCUGGAUGUUCUUGCUGUUUGUAAUGUAUUAUACAUGUUGAAUAAAUAUACAGACUUG